This is a messenger RNA of Varroa destructor (honeybee mite), 1613 nucleotides long. It is a transcript of the gene DCTN2-p50, whose product is annotated as dynactin subunit 2. Gene Ontology annotation, biological process: microtubule-based process. Gene Ontology annotation, cellular component: dynactin complex. Lineage: Eukaryota; Metazoa; Arthropoda; Arachnida; Mesostigmata; Varroidae. The record is from RefSeq and is a predicted model, not a curated record.
UAAACGCCAAACCACAUUCGAUUUCAACUCAAGUUGAGUAGGGCGCAUUAACCAUCCGUUCUGUUUCUGUAGAUGCAAAUGGGUUUAUCUCCCAGUGCUCGAUUCAGUGUUUUUUAAGGUGCCUGUGAAUUCGAAUGGUAAUGGCGCUGAAUUCGAAGUAUGCAGAACUGCCAGGAUUCGCCCAUGAUCAACCGGACCUUUAUGAGACGGACGACCUUCCCGAGGCAGAGCAAGCAAUUGAACCUGCCGGAGAUGACAGUGAAGCCGUUGAGGUUUUACAUAUCUCGACAAAGGAUGCCUACAUCAAAUUCAAGGGAAGUCGUGUCGACACAUCCAAAUCGGACUUCACUGAUAGUAUUGCUCCUCGUCGAAAGACGGGAUUUCACGUUAUUCACGGAGACUGGGAGCUUUCGGAUGAUAAAGAGAAUGAAAGUCUUCCCCAAAGGUACCACCGUAUCAAGACCGAGGUCAAACAAUUUUUGGAGGAUGUAGCAGCCAUUGAAACCGAAAAAAGGCCUGAAAAUCAUGAGGUUCUACUGGCAGAUAUGGAAAUGCUGGAAAAACUAUUAGCUGACGUAAACCUCGACGCCGUAAUGGGUGAAGGUCACAGCGGGGAUCGUAAUGGUCAAACGAUCAACCGACUCUUGGGGCAAUUAGCUUCGCUGAGAGGAGACCCACAAAACAAAGAAGCUCAGGAUACGGGUGUUAAGAAGACUUCAGCUAAAGAGAAAUCUUCGCUCACUUACGAACUCUACUACAAACCCGAAUAUAGCAAGCUUCAACAGGCUCAGCAGGUGGCUGCUUUGGAAGAACGAUUACGGCAACUCGAAGCAACGGUCGGUGAUACAAGGACAGACAAGCUUUCGAUGUUAGCCACAUGUGCGGGCGUCACAGGUCGGAGUCUUCAGGACGCUUGCGAUGAGCUCAGCUCGAAAUUGUACCUACUAGACCCUACAAACAUUGAAAGAGUAGAGAGUCAACUAGCCGGUCUCCACGAACGACUGCUUGCCGUGUCUGAGAGAAAGACGGCUCUCGAAGAAGCACAGAGAAGCGAUAAAAUUGCUCAGAUGUAUGAAGUGUCACGCAAAGUUGACCAGCUUCUUCCAAGCCUUUCAAAUAUCCUCCAGUCGCUAACCAGUCUACAGGAACUACACGAACAUGCAUUGCAAUUCUCAAAAUGUCUAACUACUUUGGAAGCACAACAGUCUCUGAUGAUGAGACAAUUAAAGGGUGAUGAAGAUUUAGUUAAGAAGCUUCAGGAACGAAUCGAAAAAGACGUGGAAGCUGUGGCUGACAACAUCUCGAAGCUUGAGCUACGCAUGGAGGCGUUUAAAAAAUAAUUUCUUAUAAUAAUGCGGACAAAUGAUAGUACAUUUGGAUUAAUCAAUUCGUAAUGCAUCGUAGAAUGUAUGCAGACGCGUCCUAAGAAAUCUUUAUAAUGGCAACGUUGCAUACAAACCAUUUUAAUAAGUAAACAAUUAUGAGGAUGCACCUCUAGUUAUAAUUUUUUUUUGAUUAAAAAAAAUUUUUCUUAUUUCUAUAUAUACGAAGGGAAAAUCAGUUAGUAUAUUAAAUGAAGGCGGUUCAUUGAUAUUAAACGUAUAUAUGUGGUA